Molecule: messenger RNA, 285 nt
Organism: Chanos chanos (milkfish)
Lineage: Eukaryota; Metazoa; Chordata; Actinopteri; Gonorynchiformes; Chanidae
Product: retinal cone rhodopsin-sensitive cGMP 3',5'-cyclic phosphodiesterase subunit gamma
Exons: 3
Coding region: 1-285 (94 amino acids)
Biological process (GO): positive regulation of epidermal growth factor receptor signaling pathway; visual perception; positive regulation of G protein-coupled receptor signaling pathway
Cellular component (GO): photoreceptor outer segment membrane
Molecular function (GO): cGMP binding; 3',5'-cyclic-nucleotide phosphodiesterase activity
Source: RefSeq, a predicted model, not a curated record
AUGAGUUUGACCGGCAGCAGCAGCAGCAGUGGGAGCUUCAGCGAUGGGCCCUCUACUCCCACAAGGGUAGUCGGGGGGCCAACCACCCCGAGACGAGGUCCCCCUAAAUUCAAGCAGAGGAUGACGAGGCAGUUCAAGAGCAAACCGCCCAAGAAGGGUGUGAAGGGAUUUGGGGAUGAAAUUCCUGGAAUGGAAGGUUUGGGCACAGACAUCACUGUGGUUUGUCCUUGGGAAGCAUUCAGUCACCUGGAGCUGCACGAGCUGGCUCAGUUUGGCAUCAUCUGA